Messenger RNA from Doryrhamphus excisus (bluestripe pipefish), 3939 nucleotides. The record is from RefSeq and is a predicted model, not a curated record. Lineage: Eukaryota; Metazoa; Chordata; Actinopteri; Syngnathiformes; Syngnathidae.
GUUUAGUACUCCAAGAUGGCGGACGUGGAGAACGACACAGUGAAUGGCAGCAGAGUCAAACAGUUUUGCCACGAGGCGCCACGCUGAACUUCCGGUGACCAGCAUGAGUAUGAAGCGGAAACAGCACACACCUGCUUGUAUUGAGGCUCCCGAUGGCCUCACAAAUCAAGAAACGUCAAGCACCCAAAGGACCAGAGCUUCCUAUUGUGGAGAGGAGAAACUGGCUAAUUCACCAGCACUAUAUUCGUAAAGAUUAUGAAAUCUGUAAGGUAAUCAUUAAAGAGCAGCUGCAGGAGACCAAUGGAAUGUGUGAAUAUGCCAUAUAUGUCCAAGCACUAAUCUUGCGUCUCGAGGGCAAGAUCCAACAAUCCCUGGAGCUAUUUCAGAGCUGUGCCAUCCUUAAUCCCAGCAGUGCUGACAAUCUGAAACAAGUGGCCAGAUCUCUGUUUUUACUGGGAAAGCACAAAGCAGCCAUUGAAUUCUACCAUGAAGCUGCUCGACUUAAUGAGAAAGACUGGGAGAUCAGUCACAAUCUGGGAGUGUGCUAUUUCUUCAUCAAGGACUUCAAACACGCUGAGGAGCAGCUCAACAUAGCUCUCCAGUUAAACAAACACGACAAGACUUACAUGAUGCUUGGGCGGGUCCAUUUGCUGGCUGGUGACACCGACAAAGCCAUUGAUGUUUACAAAAGGGCAGUGGAAUUCUCUCCAGAGAAUACAGAACUCCUCACAACUCUUGGUCUCCUCUUUCUUUCUCUUGGGAAAUACCAAAAAGCUUUUGAACACCUUGGAAAUGCCCUGACGUUUGACCCCAACAAUUAUAAGGCCAUCCUGGCUGCAGGCAGCAUGAUGCAGACCCACGGGGACUUUGAUGUGGCAAUGAACAAGUACCGCGUGGCAGCAUGUGCCGUGCCUGAAAGCCCCCCCCUCUGGAACAACAUCGGCAUGUGCUUCUUUGGCAAAAAGAAAUAUGUUGCUGCAAUCAGCUGCCUGAAGCGUGCCCACUACUUGUCUCCUUUUGACUGGAAAGUGUUGUACAACCUGGGGCUGGUACACCUGACCAUGCAGCAGUACGCUUCCGCUUUCCAUUUCCUCAGCGCCGCCAUCAACCUGAGCCCUCGACUGGGCGAGCUGUACAUGCUGCUGGCAGUGGCUUUGACCAACUUGGAGGAUGUGGAAAAUGCCACCAGAGCCUACGAGCAAGCUGUGAUUCUGGACCAAUCAAACCCUCUGGUCAACCUGAACUUUGCAAUCUUCCUCUAUAAUCACGCUGACAAGAAGGGAGCACUGGAUCAGUACCAGCAGAUGGAGAGAAAAGUCAACACGCUGAGAGACAGCAGUAGCAACUUUGAGUUUGACACAGAGCUCAUAGACAUGGCUCAGAGGAUGGGAGCUGCCUUGCAGGUGACGGAGAGUGUGGUGUGGACCAAACCAUCCAAAGACUCCAAGUCCAAACCAAGCUCAGGAGCAGCCACCCCAAGCCCUGGUGCCCCUCUGGGUACAAACCAAACCCUGGGUCAAGCCAUGUCUUCUGCUGCGAGCUACAACAAGGGCAUCCAGCUACCAACAAGACCCUUCACACCACUUGACCCUGAUGCAGACAUGAACAGUGUUCCAAAGCUGCCUUCAGAUCCUCCAGGUUCCCCAGGACCAGUCCAACCAGAGGGUCCCAGACCCAAAACCUCCAAGAGGAAAUCAAAGGUGGAAGAAUAACACAAGGAUACAAAGAUAAUCCACAAUGGUCACUGAAAAAAAUCUAAACUGACAGGAUUAAUACAAGAUUAAAAAAAUAUGUAUUGGAAUUUCCCAAAAUGCAACACACGAAAAAGCUACUGGGAGACAACUCUGACAAAAAACCUCUAUCCAUCCAUCCAUCCAUCCAUCCAUCCAUUACUUUCCGCUUUCCCGGGUGGUGGGGGCAACAGUCUCAUUAAGGAAGCCAAGACUUCCUGGCCCCCGGCCACCUCCACCGGGAGAACACCGAGGCAUUCCCAGGCCAGAUGUGAGACAUCCUCCCAGCGUGUCCUUGAUCUGCCCUGGGAUAUUCUCCCAGCUGGGCAUGCCCAGAACACCUCACCAGGGAGGCAUCCAGACUAGAUGCCCAAGUCACCUCAACUAGCUCCUCUCGAUGUGACGGAGCAGCUCUAAAUUGGUGAAUGUGAGUGUGAAUGGUUGUUUGUCUAUAUAUGUGUCCUGUGAUUGGCUGGUGACCGGUCCGGGGUGUACCCCGCUUCUGGCCCAAAGCCUGCUAGGGUAGGCUCCAGCAUACCCCCACAUCCAUAGGGAGGAUAAGCGACAGAGGAGGAUGGAUGGAUUCUUGUUGGGUUUUUUUCUUUGGCCAAAGGACAGCAACAAUUUCCACCACGUGCAAGUUUGGAAUCUGUCACAUGUUCACUCUCCUGUUGAGAAGAAAAACUCAACUUUUUUAAAACCGUGAAAAGCCGUUUGUGGUGGUCAAGUAAUCAUGAGGGGUAGUUACAGUAUGUUGAGUUAUUAUACUUAUUUCUUCUACACUUAUAUGAAGAAUGUUUUUUUCCCUGCACACAAAUUGUUUUGCUUAGUGAUUGUAUUUCUUUGUAAAGUUUAUGUUUGUGGCGUAGUAACUAAUGAUGCUUUUCUUCCAUGAAGCUGAUGAUAAGGUGUCUGCUGGGAAGAUAAACAUUGGUGCUUUGACAAUCAAUGUACAGUGCAUCCGGAAAGUAUUCACAGCGCUUCACUUUUUCCACAUUUUGUCAUGUUACAGCCUCAUUCCAAACUGUAUUAAAUUAAUCUCUUACCUCAAAAUUCUACACAAAAUACUCCAUUAUGACAAUUUUGAAUUUAUUAAAAAUAGAAAACUAAGAAAUCACAUUUACAUAAGUAUUCACAGCCUUUGCCAUGAAGCUCAAAAUUGAGCUCAGGUGCAUAUUUUUUCCACUGAUCAUCCUUGAGAUCUUUCUACAGCUUAAUUGGAGUCCACCUGCAGUAAAUUCAGUUGAUUGGACAUGAUUUGGAAAGGCACACACCUGUCUAUAUAAGGUCCCACAGUUGACUGUGCAUGUCAGAGCACAAACACCAAGCAUGAAGUCAAAAGAACUGUCUGUAGACCUGCGAGACAGGAUUGUCUUGAGGCACAAAUCUGGGGAAGGAUACAGAAACAUUUCUGCUGCUUUGAAGGUCCCAAUGAGCACAGUGGCCUCCAUUAUUCGUAAAUGGAAGACGUUUGGAACCACCAGGACUCUUCCUAGAGCUGGCCGGCCUUCUAAACUGAGCGAUCGGGGAAGAAGGGCCUUAGUCAGGGAGGUGACCAAGGCCCCGAUGGUCACUCUGUCAGAGCUCCAGCGUUCCUCUGUGGAGAGAGGAGAGCCUUCCAGAAGGACAACCAUCUCUGCAGCAAUCCACCAAUCAGGCCUGUAUGGUAGAGUGGCCAGACAAAAGCCACUCCUUAGUAAAAGGAACAUGGCAGCCCGUCUGGAAUUUGCCAAAAAGCACCUGAAUGACUCUCAGACCAUGAGAAACCAAAUUCUCUGGUCUGAUGAGACAAAGAUUGAACUCUUUGGUGUGAAUGCCAGGCGCCAUGUUUGGAGGAAACCAGGCACUGCUCAUCACCAGGCCAAUACCAUCCCUACAGUGAAGCAUGGUGGUGGCAGCAUCAUGCUGUGGGGAUGUUUUUCAGCAGCAGGAACUGGCAGACUAGUCAGGAUAGAAGGAAAAAUGAAUGCAGCAAUAUAUAGAGAUAUCCUGGAUGAAAACCUGCUCCAGAGCGCUCUUGACCUCAGGCUGGGGCGAAGGUUCAUUUUUCAGCAGGACAACGACCCGAAGCACACAGCCAAGAUCUCAAAAGAUUGGCUUCAGAACCACUCCGUGAAUGUCCUGGAGUGGCCCAGCCAGAGUCCAGACUUGAAUCCGAUGGAACAUCUCUGGACUAUCCGCCAAACUGUUGCUGAAGCAUGAUGGCUUU